UCGCGGACUGGCGGUGCGGCGUGCCAUGGCGCCGCCUCUACGCCGCGGGCGCCCGACUAAGCGCUCUGCAGGCGCGCCGGCUCCAGGUGAAGGGCACCUCGCCACGGCCCCGUGCGUCGCACUCCAUCAAUCUCGUGGCCGGCUGGCUAGUAGUCUUCGGCGGUGGCUGCGAGGGAGGUCGUCAUCUUGAUGAUAUCUGGGCAACAUAUGUUGGAAAUAGAGCUGGAACUAGAUCAUCCAAUUCACUUACCUGGCAGCAAUUGGCCUCUGGUACUCCAAGUGGUCGUUUUGGUCAUUCAUGCAUUCUCGUUGGUGAUGCACUAGUCCUGUUUGGCGGGAUUAAUGACCGUGGGCUUCGUUUGAAUGACACAUGGAUAGGCCAAAUAAUCUGUGAAGAACCUUGCAGGAUGAGGAUCUCAUGGAGACUGCUGGAGAUAGGCCCCCUGGCACCAUCUCCUCGUGGGGCCCAUGCAGCCUGCUGCAUAGAUGAUAAGUUCAUUGUGAUUCACGGUGGGAUAGGGGUGCAUGGAAGCCGGCUUGGUGAUACAUGGCUUCUUGAUCUCUCCGAUGGACUUCGAUCUGGCAGUUGGCGCCGAAUGAGGAAUACUGGACCUUUGCCUUCAGCUCGUUCUGGCCACACCUUAACUUGGAUUGGUGAUAGGCGCAUGGUUCUUUUUGGUGGUAGAGGAUCAGAAUAUGAGGUGCUUAGUGAUGUCUGGCUGUUUGAUAUUGGUGAUCAUUUGCUGCAAUGGAAAGAGCAAAAGUACGAUUUGUCUAGUAUUCUUGGUGAAUUGCCUUCUCCCCGGGCUGGGCAUUCAGCAACAUUUCUCUUUGGUGGCAAGAUCCUUGUAUAUGGUGGGGAGGACAAAGAAAGACGGCGGAUGGAUGAUUUCUGGAUCUUAGAUAUACCAGCUUUACUUCAGUUUGAGUCAGGUAACAGGAAAAUGGCAAAGAGGAUGUGGAAAAAACUAAGGAUAGAUGGCCAAUCCCCGAAUUGUCGGUCCUUCCAUGGGGCAUGUGUAGAUACUUCUGGUUACUGUGUGUAUGUUUUUGGUGGAAUGGUUGAUGCACUUUUGCAUCCUGCAGAAUCCUUGGGCUUGAGGUUUGAUGGGCAACUGUAUCAAGUGGAGCUUGUGCUGCAUCUCUAGAAUCUGUAUGAUGUUUUCCUAUAAAUAUUUUCUUAGAGAUAACUGUUUAGAUCUAAUAAUGCAGUAUUGUGUAGUUUUUCUUGUCAGAACACCUGGAUAGUAAAUCUGAAGAUCUCGCUCACAGUAUUUAGAUGAUCAAGAUCUCUUUAUUUAUAAUUUCAGCUGCCACAAUUUGGACAUUGUGAUGAUGCUGAAAGAUGGUUCUUCCCUGUCAAGUGCGUAUGGGUGCAAUACCUGUCACUGAUCUCUGAAAGCAACGGUGAUGUAGAACGGGUUUCUCUACAUAUGUGUUGAAAUGUACAUCCUUUCUCAGAUUCAUAUGUUAACAAAGAAUGUCUGUCAAUA
Messenger RNA from Triticum urartu, 1493 nucleotides. Its product is annotated as Kelch repeat-containing F-box family protein. NCBI's taxonomy places the organism in Eukaryota, Viridiplantae, Streptophyta, Magnoliopsida, Poales, Poaceae. Gene Ontology annotation, molecular function: protein binding. The record is from RefSeq and is a predicted model, not a curated record.